CCCCUCUCUCCCAGUCUUCCUUUGCCUCUCUCAUUCUCCCUCUCUCACUGAUUUUUUUUUCCUCCUUUGCCUUUCCCAACAUCACCCUACUCAGAUGGCGUGUGUUGCUGCUGCGGCUGCUGGGCUGUCUGGGAUUUAACAAGCACUGAGAGGCGCCCCGGCCCGUCCGAGCAUUUGCUGUUUAUCCCCACUGCCUCUCCUUCCUGUGUCCUCCAGUCCUGCUGCAUCCCCCCCGCACCCGACCUCCCUGUGUCUGGGAGUUGGGCCCUUGGGGGGGGGGAGGGAAUGAACAUCGUGCUCGGCUGGGGAGCAGAAUUAGCUAUGCCCUGCCUCGGCAUCCUUUGACCAGUCGGAUCUCCUUCCCUCCUUGGCUGUACAUCUUCGUAGGAUGAAAAUCUGGAACCAUGAUGCAAGGACUGAAAAAACGCACCAGGAAAGCCCUGGGCUUACGAAAGAAAGACAAGGAGACAGACACCACGAGCUCACCUGACAAAGAAGGGAGCGGCAGUGGCAAGAAAGGAAGCAAAAAGACCAAUGGUGCUCCAAAUGGCUUCUAUGGGGAAAUUGACUGGGACAGAUAUGCGUCUCCUGAUGUGGACGAGGAAGGUUUCAGCCUGCGUCCCGGUGAUGAGGGUGAUACGCCUUCCAAAGGGAAACACUUCUUCUCCUCCAGCGAUUCGGAGGAAGACGAGGAGAGCCGGAAAAAAUUCAAAAUCAAAAUCAAACCCCUGGUGUCGGACACAUCACGGUGUGUCCCUCCAUCCAUGGACGAGUUGAAAGCCUCUGUCGGAGGUUUGGCUCUCUCUCCGUCUCUGAGGAGGAGUCCGAGACGCAGCCCGGGUCAGAUUAAAAGGAACUUGUCAUGCGAGGAGAUCGCUCGACCUCGGCGAUCCACCGCCACGCCUAGUCCUGCACCUGAAACUGCAAGUGAAAGGCUGCCACAGAACAUAGCAGCCUUUUUCAGACAGCCGGAGACCAAAUAUGCCAGAUAUGAUGUUGUCCCAUCGGAUGUCUGGGGCGAGUCUGGGACAAGAUCUGACUCUCCGCUGAGUAGAAGUUUCCCGACCGGAGCUCCUCCGCCGCUUCCUCCGAAAAACAUUCCAUCCAGAAGUUAUUGUUAUCCCUCAGACUGUGCUGUCAAUCUACCAAAUGGAAGAGCCACUCGCAGUUCCGCCCCCAUUUACUUGAACGUCCUGUCCCCCGCCUCCUACCGAGGCUCCCCGGCCCCCGAUCUGGACGACGUGUUCGGCCCUGGAGACAGCCCGCGCACCUACGAGGACACGCUCUCUCCAAGAUGGGUCACCUUUACGAACGAUCGACCUCCUCCACCGGACGAACCCGCUCCCCCGCCUCCUCCAGACUCUCCUGCUCCAGACACGCCGUCCUCCACGCCUUCCUCCCCCUGCCUUUCACCUGGACCCCCACCGAAUGAGCCUCCACCGUCACCUCCGCCCUUCUCCCCAGGGUCUCCUCCUCCUUUCUCACCACCAGACUCACCCAUCUCCAUGAUGCUCGGACCACCUCCUCCUGAUGAACCAGCACCUCCUCUCCCCCCGGAUUUCUCCUCCUCUGAUUCACCUCCGAUCUGCCUGGAUGAGGAGGCGAUAGACGAGGAGGUGCUUCAGUUCGCAGAGUUCUCUUUGUCCCCUGCUCCCAUAAGCCCUGUGCCUCCCCUGCCUGCUGAGCGGAAGUCGUCUCGGGUAGGAAUCACUUCUCCACUGGUUACUGGGGGCACUGGUGGGAAGAGGACUCCGGACGGUGCAUACCUGAAAGAUGACUUCCUAGACUUCACCGGAUCACCCCGAGAGCGGACACACAGCUUUAGGGGUACACCACCUCCACUCCCUCCAACCACCUACAGGUCUAUCAUGUCUUCCCCUGGACCUCACUCCGGCAGUGGCCCGACGUCUCCGGCUCGCUCUGUCACGCCACAGUCUCGAGGAAGCCCAGUCCCUCCUCCUCCUCCCCCGCGACCUUCAUCACGACCAAAGCUGCCCCCUGGAAAACCAAUCACGGACCUGUCUCGACCCUUCAGCCCUCCGGUGUCUGCUAGCCCUCCACCUUUCGCCCCUCUAGCCAGGGCAGAAAGCUCCUCCUCCAUUUCCUCCUUUACCUCACAGAGUGCGGCGUCCACUCCGACCCUCGGGAGGGAACUGAACUUGUCCAACACAGGAUGCUCCAGAGGCCCCAGCCCUCUCACCAUGGGACCCCAAGAUACUCUGCCAGUAGCUGCUGCCUUCACAGAGACAGUCAAUGCCUACUUCAAAGGGGCUGACCCCAGCAAAUGUGUGGUGAAGAUCACGGGGGAGAUGGUCCUGUCCUUCCCAGCGGGAAUCACCAGACAUUUCGCCAGCCACCCAACUCAACCAGUGCUCACCUUCAGCAUCAGCAACUACAACCAACUGUACCAGGUUCUCCCAAACCCACAGCUGCUCUGCUGUGAUGCUUCUGUGGAUGGUGUCGACACCAAGGAGUUCUGGGUGAAUAUGCCAAACUUGAUGAGCCAUUUGAAAAAGGUUGCAGAACAGAAGCCACAAGCAACAUACUACAACGUUGAUAUGAUCAAGUAUCAGGUGAGAGCUGAUGGGAUCCAGUCGACUCCUUUGAACCUGGCGCUCAGUUGGCGAGGGGAUAGCAACAACAACACAGAUCUCAGAAUAGACUACAAGUACAACACAGAGGCCAUGCUGGUCCCCACGCCGCUGCACAACAUCCAGUUCCUGGUGCCGGUGGAGGGAGGUCUGGCCAAGCCUCAGGCCAUGAUCCCGCCAGCUACUUGGAAUCCUGAGCAACAGACCAUACAGUGGAAGAUUUCCAGUCUGUCCCCGAGAUCAGAGAACGGAGGAGUGGGGGCUCUUUUGGGUCGCUUCCAAAUGACAGAAGGUCUAUGUAAACCCUCCCAGCUGGCGGUCCACUUCACCAGUGAAGGAAGCACACUGUCUGGCUGCGACAUCCAGCUGGUCGGGACCGGUUAUCGGCUCUCUCUGGUGAAGAAGAGAUUUGCUGCGGGGAGAUACUUGGCAGAUAACUAACCAAGAGGAACAAAGGCUUUGACUGUGAAGAUUCUGGAUCCAGGCUUGUCUUCUGCAGCCGUCCGUGGCCACGUGACUCCCAUAUUUACCACCAUGUUUUGCCCGUUGAACACUCACUUGUGUUGCACAUUCAUGGCCGAUUGUUUAGGAAAUAUUUUGCUGACUUAAAACGUGACAAAGCCUUAUUUUAGUGACUUGUAAAUCCUCUUGUUAUUGAUGGACUGAAGGGAAGUGAAACUAUAGACCUCAUUGGUUGUCUUAUUUUUAUUGACCAAAAAACCAAAUCAGAUCUGUUUUCGGAAAGACGCGGCAGGCUGGAGUAGGCACUAAGGAAUGUAAGGGUCAAUGUCGGGUGGAGGCAGAAUGACUGACACUAGAUGAAGCAUUUUUUUGUGUAUUCUUCAGCUCCCCUUCUUUGUGCCAAACUGUUGCUUUAGUACCUGGAGAAUCAUUCACGGCUUCUCUGGACUGCUCCCUUCUGCAGGUAGAUGUAAAGGAACUAUGAAAAGAGCUGCUAGUUUUAUGUUUAUAGAUUGGUUUUUAAAAAAACGUGGGAAAGUUUGGGAAUUCUUACCUAUAUAAAGAUGUAUUCAUGUGCUGACAAAUCAGGUUAUAAGGUCAUGAAAACACAAUUUAAAAUAAGCCACAUCAUUAGGUUCAAAUAUAUUGGCAUCAAUACUAUUUUGACCAGGCUUCUCAGUCAAUAAGCAAUUUGUCUAAAGCUGCUACUUUUAUCAGAACAGUUUAGGAUGUUUGCUCUGUUGUGGUAUGAAAUAAAAAAGGGCCUUAAGAUGCCAGACACGAGUGCCAUGUGGUGGUGAUGCGACUGUUUGACACGGGCUGUGGGGGUCGCCUAUUUAUUCAUGUUUUCAUUUCUCUUCCUUUCCGUCAUGCUGAAUAAAUGUUUCUUGUUUUAUAACAGCAAUAUAUAAACAAAGUUGUAAAUAGUGUAGAUACAAAGAUAUGUUUUAAUAUUUCUCUGGGAAUAUGGAUGUGUCCGUGGUUGUCUCUGUUGAUGUCAGCACUCAUUGGGUUGCGCCACUUCUCUGCAUCUGUUGUUUUACAUGUGAGUUGACCGUACAAAAACAGGUGUUGCUGUUAACUGAUGAUUUCAUAUUGUGCAGAAUCCAAUGCAACUUCACUUCCGCUGUUGUAAAAGAUCACAAUGUAUAAUUCUAUAACCAGAGGAGACUUUUUUUUUUUUUUUUUUGCCUUCACAUGCA
Synchiropus splendidus (mandarinfish) is the source of this 4255-nucleotide messenger RNA. It is a transcript of the gene sgip1b, whose product is annotated as SH3GL interacting endocytic adaptor 1b. Gene Ontology annotation, cellular component: cytoplasm; clathrin-coated pit; plasma membrane. NCBI's taxonomy places the organism in Eukaryota, Metazoa, Chordata, Actinopteri, Syngnathiformes, Callionymidae. The transcript has 23 exons. The record is from RefSeq and is a predicted model, not a curated record. The coding region runs from base 405 to 3032 and encodes 875 amino acids. Gene Ontology annotation, biological process: clathrin coat assembly; synaptic vesicle endocytosis; clathrin-dependent endocytosis.